This is a messenger RNA of Gongylonema pulchrum, 402 nucleotides long. NCBI's taxonomy places the organism in Eukaryota, Metazoa, Nematoda, Chromadorea, Rhabditida, Gongylonematidae. The record is from the annotation of a GenBank genome assembly.
UAUGCAGAUCGUGCGAAGAAAAUCGUGAACCAUGCAGUAGUUAAUGAAGAUCCAAACGCAAAGAUUAUUCGCGAACUGCGUGAAGAGGUUGAAACAUUACGAGCGCAAAUUACGCAAACUGUACGGGAGCAAAAUGAGACUGAAGAGCUGCGUGAACGGUUGGCAGAAUCGGAACGUUUGGUGGAGCUAAUGAAUAAAUCAUGGGACGAACGGCUUAAAGAUACUGAAGCCGUUUACAGGGAGAGGCAAAAGGAUUUGGCAGAAAUUGGUAUCUCGGUGGCUGGCUCCGGAAUAAAGGUUGAAAAGGAUCGUUUCUAUCUUGUCAAUUUGAACGCCGAUCCAUCGUUGAACGAGCUACUCGUCUACUAUAUCAAUGUUAUUUCUACUAAUUCUUAUGCGUAA